Olea europaea var. sylvestris is the source of this 628-nucleotide messenger RNA. Its product is annotated as cytochrome b-c1 complex subunit 9-like. The record is from RefSeq and is a predicted model, not a curated record. NCBI's taxonomy places the organism in Eukaryota, Viridiplantae, Streptophyta, Magnoliopsida, Lamiales, Oleaceae. Gene Ontology annotation, biological process: mitochondrial electron transport, ubiquinol to cytochrome c. The coding region runs from base 123 to 335 and encodes 70 amino acids. The transcript is spliced from 3 exons.
GGUUCACAAUAACUAACUCAAAUCCCUACCCUGAAAAAUCCACAAUCAAUCGCCAAUCCCGAUUUCUCCAUUUUCUCCAACCAAAUUAUAAGAAAUUCAUAAAGAAGUUUGUGGAAAAAAAAAUGGAAACGGCGGCUAGAAGAAGCGGAGGUGUUUGGGAAGGACUCUACAGAGUGCUUAUGCGCCGCAAUUCCGUCUAUGUUACCUUCGUCGUCGCCGGUGCUUUCCUCGGUGAACGCGCGGUGGACUAUGGGGUUCACAGGCUGUGGGAGCACAACAAUGUUGGGAAGCGUUACGAGGAUAUUCCGGUUUUGGGACAGAGACCAUCCGAAUGAAGUAGCAUUGUCCAACUCUCCGUCUGGCUUGGUUUUUGUAGCAUGCAUUUUGAUUUUUCUCUUAAUAAUUGUUACCUUAUUAGAACGUACAGGAUGUGAGCCUGUGGAGUUGUUCGAAUUAUAAGAAGUCAAAUUUGCCAUCGCUCGCACUUUGCUUUUAUCACAUUACAAGUUUCUUCCCGUGAAAUUCUCUGGUUUGAGUGUUAUUUUCAGUACCAUGAUAUGUAUUGUUAACAUUAUUGCAUUUAUAUCUAGUAAUCUUGGUAUUAAAAAGAGGCUAGAUGUUCUUUAAA